AUGGCAUGUAAGGGAUGCUGGGAGUGCCUUUUGAAGCUUUUGAACUUCAUAUUGAGCCUUACUGGUCUGGCCAUGGUGGGUUAUGGAAUCUAUCUUUUCGUUGAAUUCUCUAAAGCUUCAGAUGGUGGCGAAACUCUUACAACUUCUCCUGUCAGUCGUGAUUCCGCUCUGAUUCAACUUGGGCGUCCCAUGCUUAUGGCAGUGUCUCUAUCCAACAGUUUUCUUGAUAACCUGCCCAGAGCUUGGUUUAUUUUUUUAUUUGUUGGUGUUGGCCUUGUUCUCUUUCUGAUUUCUUGUUUUGGUUGUAUUGGAGCUGCAACACGGAAUGGAUGCUGCCUGAGCUGUUAUUCAAUUUUGGUGGUAGUAUUGAUCUUGGUAGAGCUGGGAUGUGCUGCCUUUAUAUUCUUUGACAAAAACUGGAAAGAAGUAAUUCCAACAGACAAAACUGGAGAUUUUGAUGCGAUAUAUGAAUUUCUGAGUGAGAAUUGGAAUAUUGUGAGAUGGUUUGCCCUUGGAAUUGUUAUCUUUGAGGUCCUACUUUUCCUGUUAGCCCUUAUUGUUAGGGCUGUAAAUAAGCCAGCUGAUUAUGAUAGUGACGCGGAGUUCAUUAAUCCUAGGCAGCAAGUGCGACAGCCAUUACUCAACAGAACAGCAGCUGCCCCAGCAACAGGGUUACCAGCUGGGACAAUUGAUCAGCGUCCAACCAGAAAUGAUGCAUGGAGUACACGGAUGAGGGAGAAGUAUGGACUUGAUACUUCGGAAUUUACAUACAACCCAUCUGAAUCGAGCAGGCACCAGCAAGUAAACUCACAGCCAACAGAAGAAAGGAGCCGCUGCACCAUAAUGUGA
Molecule: messenger RNA, 849 nt
Organism: Sphenostylis stenocarpa
Lineage: Eukaryota; Viridiplantae; Streptophyta; Magnoliopsida; Fabales; Fabaceae
Source: the annotation of a GenBank genome assembly